UUUCCUACAGGCUUAGGGUUUGAAACAACACAGCUCGCACCGGUGGUUUGUUUAUAUAGUCAGCUUGUGCGCGCGCGUGUGCGAACAACACAUUUGUGAUUUACAUACACCCCCUUUGCUGAUACUUACCCCCGCCCCUCUUACCCUCUUCAUCGUCUCUCUUCUGCCUCUUUCUUCACACUUCGCUCACACACACCCGUGUCUUUCUCUCACACACAUACACACACUCCUCCCGCCGCCCGUGUUCGCGUUCACACUUCCACGCGUGUUUCACUGAGUGCCGCCGCUGGAAACAAUGGGAACGGAGGCGCUUUGUGUCGGACAGAGACUGACGCGCUUCACUGUGUUUGUUUAGGAGUUUAUGCUGAAAGACUCAUAUAUUCAGGAUCUCAUUAUCUCGCUUUAACACAAUGGGCUGCUGCAGCGGACGGUGCACCCUUAUAUUUCUGUGCACGUUUCAGUUGAUGGUGGCGUUAGAGAGGCAGGUCUUCGAUUUCUUGGGGUACCAGUGGGCUCCCAUCCUUGCCAACUUCUUCCACAUCCUGGUGGUCAUCCUGGGCCUGUUCGGCACCAUUCAAUACAGACCUCGCUACAUUGUGGUGUAUACAGUUUGGACGGCGCUGUGGGUCGCCUGGAACGUCUUCAUUAUCUGCUUCUACCUGGAGGUUGGAGGUCUUUCAAAGGACAGCGACCUCCUGACCUUCAACAUCUCUGCGCAUCACUCCUGGUGGAGCGAGCAUGGGCCGGGCUGCAUCCGAAGAGAGAUCCCAGCCAGUGGAGAGCGCGAAGCUGACACACAGUCCUACAUCUCCAUCAUGGGCUGCCUGCUGGAGUACCAGUACAUAGAAGUGCUGCACAGCGGCUGCCAGAUCCUCAUCUCUCUGCUGGGCUUCAUCUACGCCUGCUACGUCAUCAGUGUCAUCACAGAGGAGGAGGACAGCUGUCUUCGUAAAUGAAAAAGUGUGAUGAAGAGCAUCUGCUCUGGCCAUUCCUCCUCUCAGUUCCUCUCUCCUAAAACACUGUCUCAUCAUCCUCAAUCAGCCCUUCCUGCUUUAGACAGAAUUGGAGAACCAGCUCCCUGAUUUCCAGCUCUGGACAAAACGCAGCCGCUCCGACACACUCUUCCACAGUGGCUGCAAAGCAUAUCUAAACAGAAAGCUCUAGUGUUUUGAAGGGUGUUGUGCGUGUGUGUGGUCCAUGCUUUUGAGUUUGUUCACAUGUUGUGGUUCACUGAGUUCCAGCUCUGUAUGUAUGUGUGUGUGUGUGUGUGAGGUCAUUGUGUGCUGUUUACUUUCACUCAGGAUUUGCACAAUAAAAACGGAGAGAGCUGAGAGGUGGAAAGUGGGCGCGGAGCAUAAAUAUAAAACAAAGUGAGACGACUUCUUGUGGUAGUCAAAAAUAGAAUCAAGGAAGUGUUAAAUAUAAACUUGAGAAAGAAUUCGAGCUUUCUGGAAGUUGUUUUGUGUUGUAGCGUGAUGAUGGAUUAGCUAUGGUUCCAUCCUAACCUAAAAGAACACUCCACUUUUUUUGGAAAUAGGCUCAUUUUACAACUCCUCUACAGUUAAACUGCUGAGUUUUGCCAUUUUUGAAUCCAUUCAGCUGAUCUUUGGGUCUCGAGGGAGAACUUUUAGCUUAGCUUAGCAUAAUUCAUUUAAUCUGAUUAGACCAUUAGCAUCUAGUUAAAAAAGUUCAUAACAUUUUUCUAAUAUUCCUGCGCAUUGAUUUUGCACAGCAUCUGAAAAUAGUUCUGAAUCAUCUCUCACACAUCACCACGAUUGCAGCGAUCACUACAAUUGUAUUUUCAGGUGCUAAUAUAAUUGCUCCUGCUGCAGCAAAGUUCCUUGAUUAUUAUGCCGGAAUUAGCGUAUAGUUCGUAGACAUAUCAGCCUAGAUCAUUUUCCCUUGGUCUUAGUACACAAUGUAACCACAGAAGCUUUAAAUAGGAAAUUUGUCAAACCCCUUUGGUCAUUUUUGAACAAGAUAAUAGUCUAAUCCGAUUCCAUGAUCUAUGCUAAGUGGAGCUAAGAGCGCUCCUGCCAGACUCAGAGAUCGGCUAAAUGAAUUCAAAAAUGGUAGAACUCACCUGUUUAACUCUAUGCUGUAAAAAAAAAUCUGUAAUUUUGCGGCUUAUUUCCGGCACCCCAAAAAACGUAAAAUAACGUCCGUUAAAUUACAGAAAUUUACAGUAAAAUAACGGAUGUUUACAGAAAUUUCCUUAAAUUUAAAUUUCUGGUAAAUUUCUGUAAUUUAAUAUCCGUUAUUUUAUGGUAAAUUUCUGUAAUUUAAUAUCUGUUAUUUUAAGGUAAAUUUCUGUAAUUUAACGGGCGUUAUUUUACAGGGUUUAUUUCCGGCACACUAGCUGCGGAAAUAAACCGUAAAAUUACAGAUUUUUUUUUACAGCGUAGGUGACUAGUAAAAUGAACCCAUUUCUGGAAAAAGUAGAGUUUAUCUUUAAUUUGUAUGAAAAAAUGGAAUACCACAGAUAUAAUUAGCAAUUAAAGCUUUGUUUCAAUUCCAUGUGUUGAGAACAAAAUAAUCACGUCCCUGUAAACUGGUGCAAUAAAUAAUCAAUGUAAGUCACUGCAACCAGGGAAACCGCUGUAGCUUUAUUUGACUGAACAAAUGAUGUUAUGUUAUCUUGCGUCGACGAUUGGGAAUGGACUCUCAUUUGAUAAAUGUAUUCCCAUCAUUGUUUAUUCAUCUCUUCAUCAUUCUAUUACAAGUGUUUUAUUAAAUAUUGAAAGGUGUUUUGUGCAUCUUA
Messenger RNA from Danio rerio (zebrafish), 2761 nucleotides. The record is from RefSeq and is a predicted model, not a curated record. NCBI's taxonomy places the organism in Eukaryota, Metazoa, Chordata, Actinopteri, Cypriniformes, Danionidae.